UUCACUGUCUGUGCCACAUUCAGAUGGAAAUGUCUUGGUGCUGAAGAUCUAUAUCGCAGCUCAGAAGAGCUGGUGGAGGAAGCUUUACAGAUCAGGUGAAUGCAGCCGCAUCGAGGCUGAUCAGGAACAGUGAUUAAGUUGGAAGGGAGUGGACAGAACCUAGGGCUUGCCAAAGCAAACAGCAGUGGCAGAGCACCCUCCCAAAGGAGUAUUCAGGAGCUUCAAAGCCCUCUAGAGAAGACUGAAGUCUUAGGAGGCCAGAAGGGGAAAACCAGUGCCCCAGAAAGACUUGGAAAUAUCCCCUAGCUUCAGCAACCUGAUAGGAGGCCCUGGCUAGAUGCCGCUGGCUUCUCUGUGCUGUGUGGUGUGGGAGCUGGAGGAGGAGCAAAAAUGGUGAAAGGGUCAGAGGACCAACUUGGGAAGAGCAUCUGUGUGGCACUUUGUAUAAAAGGGAAGUAUGAUAGAUAUCUAUCAAGUGAAUGGUUAUUUCCAAUUCCCAUUUACUUAAUCAUUCUGCAUACCUCCUACCUCCUCAGAUUCCCCCUGACAUUCAGCACAACAAGACAUUUAAAUGUCAUUAAAUGACAUUAAACAGGUCUUAAGACCUAUUUGAUAACCCAAUAUUUGGGGGGUUCCAGAGAUCCUUAGUACUACCAAGUGCCAGACUAUAAUCAUCUCUUGAUUAAGUCCUGCAUCCCUGACAGCAUGAAAUUAGAAGUAUGUUGCUCAAAAUAAAUACUUGCAACCCUUUCAGCACAAGGAUCACAUAUCAGAAUCUGUGUGGCUGGAUUGAAGUGUGCCCUUGACAGCAUAGACGUUUCCUUUGAUGGCACUGUCUUUCUCAUUUCUGAAACAGAAGGGCGCUAACUAGACGAGGACCUCAGCACUGUCUGUGUGAGCAGCACCAACUCCACAGCAUUGCCUUGGAGCUGGCCUUUCGGCAUGGGGAGGAUCGGCAUCUCCUGCCUUUUUCCUGCUUCUUGGCAUUUUAGCAUCUCUCCAGUAGGUUGUCCUCGAAUUCUGAAUACCAAUUUACGCCAAAUUAUUGUCCUUAGCAUCCUGGCUGCUUCUGUCUCACUUUUAUACUUUUCUGUCAUCAUAAUCCGAAAUAAGUAUGGGCGGCUAUCCAGAGACAAGAAACUUCAAAGGUACUUGGCACGAGUUACAGACAUUGAAGCUACAGACACCAGUAAUCCCAAUGUGAACUAUGGAAUCGUGGUGGACUGUGGUAGCAGCGGGUCUCGGAUAUUUGUGUAUUGCUGGCCACGGCACAAUGGCAAUCCUCGUGAUCUGCUGGACAUCAGACAGAUGCGGGAUAAAAACCGAAAGCCCGUGGUGAUGAAAAUAAAACCAGGCAUCUCAGAGUUCGCUACCUCUCCAGAGAAAGUCAGCGAUUACAUUUCACCGCUUUUGAAGUUUGCUGCAGAGCAUGUGCCAAGGGAAAAGCACAAAGAGACCCCACUCUACAUUCUCUGCACUGCUGGGAUGAGAGUCCUUCCAGAAAGUCAGCAGAAAGCCAUUCUGGAGGACCUCCUGACUGACAUCCCAGUGCACUUUGACUUCCUCUUUUCUGACUCUCAUGCUGAAGUCAUUUCGGGGAAACAAGAAGGUGUGUAUGCAUGGAUUGGCAUUAAUUUUGUCCUUGGACGAUUUGAGCAUAUUGAAGAAGAUGAUGAGGCACUUGUGGAGGUGAGCAUUCCUGGUAGUGAGAACAGCCAGGCCAUCAUCCGGAAAAGAACAGCGGGCAUUCUCGACAUGGGAGGCGUGUCGACCCAGAUAGCAUACGAAGUCCCCGAAACUGUAAGCUUUGCCUCCUCACAGCAGGAGGAAGUAGCUAAAAACUUGUUAGCUGAGUUUAACCUGGGAUGUGACGUUCACCAUACUGAGCAUGUGUAUCGUGUCUAUGUGGCCACAUUUCUUGGUUUUGGUGGCAAUGCUGCUCGACAGAGAUAUGAAGACAGAAUAUUUGCUAACACAGUUCAAAAGAACAGGCUUCUGGGUAAACAGACUGGUCUGACUCCUGAUGCUCCCUAUCUGGACCCCUGCUUACCCCUUGACAUUAAAGAUGAAAUCCAGCAAAAUGGGCAGACGAUGUACCUGCGGGGAACAGGGGACUUUGACCUGUGUCGAGAGAUGCUCCAGCCUUUCAUGAACAAAACCAAUGAGACGCAGACUUCCCUCAAUGGGGUCUACCAGCCCCCUAUUCACUUCCAGAACAGUGAAUUCUAUGGCUUUUCUGAAUUCUACUAUUGUACUGAAGAUGUGUUACGGAUGGGGGGAGACUACAGUGCUGCUAAAUUCACUAAAGCUGCAAAGGACUAUUGUGCAACAAAGUGGUCAAUCUUGAGGGAUCGCUUUGACCGUGGACUCUAUGCCUCGCAUGCUGACCUCCAUCGGCUUAAGUAUCAGUGCUUCAAAUCAGCCUGGAUGUUUGAGGUGUUCCACGAGGGCUUCUCGUUUCCUGUUGGGUAUAAAAACCUGAAGACGGCCUUGCAGGUGUAUGACAAGGAAGUGCAAUGGACCUUGGGGGCUAUCCUUUACAGGACCCGCUUUUUACCAUUGAGAGAUAUCCAGCAGGAUGUUUUCCGGGCCAGUCAUGCGCACUGGCGGGGCGUUUCCUUUGUCUACAACCACUACCUGUUCUCUGGCUGCUUCCUGGUGGUCCUGCUGUCCAUCCUCCUCUACUUGCUAAGGCUGCGACGCAUCCACCGACGCUCACCCCGCCACAGCUCAGCCGCAGCACUCUGGAUGGAGGAAGGCCUGCCCUCCCAGAAGGUGGCCGGCACCCUAUGAAUGCAGGCACAGCUGUGGCAAGACUUUUAUAGGAAAAGCCAUUUUUGCCUCAGGGUUUCUCCUCUGUGUUCUCAGAUGGUUUUAUUUUUCCUUUCCCUUUUUGUUCUUUUAAACAAAAUCCAUUGUAUGUCGGCCCUGCUGUCUAGAAAGUACACUGCCUUUAGCCGUUUUGAAUACAGCUUUAACUGAGGAGUAGAAAAAAGGGAAACACCUGAUUUUUGCUGCAUAAGGUGUCUGCCAAAAAUUAAUGAGAUUUGUGGGUUUUUCUUUAAGAUAUGGUAAAUUUUCAACAAAUGCACUUUGAUUUUGGAGGCAGGUAGGAAAGAUGCUUUCUGUCAGUCAGUGGAGAUAGGACUGAAGAUUGACACUUGUAUGGAACCCAGAAGGCAAAUUAUAACCCUCUGUCUUUUUUGAAAGCUCCAACCUGAAGAGGGUGAUAUUUAUUUUUUAUUCAUUGUGCAGGUCUGCCCCUGUGUUUUCUUUGCAGAUUUAAAAAUUCAAAAUCAGUAUGUCCAAAAUAGAUUUAAAAAAAAAAAAAGCACCAGGAGGAAACUAUUUUUAAAACUGAUAGUGAAAGAUGUGAACUGUUGACCAGAGCGUGUGAAAAAUGCUGAGGACCCAGAGAGAGGGACAUGUACCCUGCACAGGCUGCUUUGCAUCAUUUGAUCUAGGAAGUGCUCCUUGCUGUUUUCUUUCCUAAUUGCAGGUAACUGCGUGCAUUAUCCAAUCUUUCAGCAUCGUUAGAAAAUUUGUUUUUGAAAGAAUUGGAGAAUUCAUAAAAUUUCCCUCAUUUUAAUUAAACUUCAUGAGAACUGAGCAGGUGUGUACUUCUAGGUGCUUCAGCAUUUCUUAGAAGUUCAUUUGUGCUUAUUGAGUUAUGCAGUUUUUUCCAAUUUCAAGUUAGUAUAACGUCCCCCUCCCACUCCCUACCCCCCGCCCCCUGUUAAAAGUUGUCUUAGCAGUUUUACUUACUAAGAAAUUUUUUUUUAAAUGCAAAAGUUGUUUUUUUUUUUUAAAGUUCAUUUUCCUGGUUCAGGUUUAGAGACUAGACUCAACCCCAUGUUAAGGGCUGCUUAGAGCUGCAACUGUGGCUGGCAUGCCCCAGUAAAUCCGGGCCAAGGAAAACUGUGAAUUUAACACAAGAAGUAAAUUUAUAUUUUGAAGAAAGCAGAUUUGACACUUUAAGCAAAAACCAAAAAAGGACAACUGGAUUGGCAUAUGCCUUUCACCUAUUCUUAGUUUAGAAAUUCUCAGUUUUUUUAAGAAGUUCUUUUAUGAGAGUACGUGUUUGUACAUUUCUGGACCCUAAAACGGUUAAAUUAACGUAGAUAGCAGCAAUUGGUAUUCUGAGAACCCAUUAGCUAUUUAUUAGAAAAUCAUUGAUUAGAAAAACAAUUCAAAUUCUGAAUCCCUGUUUAAGCUAGAAAAAGGAGUUGAAAUUUAUCUUGAUUGAUUACUAAUUAUAAGACACAGUGUCUAUUGAUGACUUCAAAGAUUACUGAUUUGUAAAAGAAAUGUGAAUGUUUUAAUUCUCUUCAAAGUGAAUAUUCUAGCAAAGAAGAAAGUUAUUGGUGGAGAGUUAGAGAAGGCAGAUGUUAUAGCAUCUGAAGUGCUGGCCGCCAGCCACUUAAAUCCAGUGCAGUUGAGCUGCCGUCGGUACCCCAGGAGCACACUGAGCUGCGCCUCACCUUGAGUUCAGAGCCUUGUGGACCCUGGUGGUGUCAUUGAGGAAAAGUAAGUGCAGUUACAGUUUAGCUUCUCUAUUGCCAGCUAGUUGGAACAGCAGGGCCCUACCCUGUAGAAUAAAAUCUAUAAAUGCUUAGAGUUUGUGGUUUUACCUUUAAAUCAAGACAAAGAGAAGCUAGCCCAGGAAUAGAUUUAAAUAGUCCUUCAUUAAAACUUACUCGCUUAAAUAAACACUCUUGAAGCCUAUAAUUCCAGCAAUUUAGGAGGCUGAGGCAGGAAGAUUCCAAGUGUGAGGCAAGGCUGGGCAACUGUUUUCUGUACUGUCUUACAGAAAAAAACAAACAAAAAUGCUGGACUGUCUCCUGGAUUCAAUCCAGGAUGGAUAAAUGAAUAAAUAAGCAAACAAACACUCUUUUAAAUGAGGAAGUCAAUUUAGUCCAGCUCUGCAUUUGGGGGGCAGAGUAGACACACAAAGGAGCUCUGAUGUUAGCCUGCUCAAAAGAUCCCGUUGCAAGAACCUACCUCAUUCUCCAAAAGAAGUCCCCAGAUUAGGGUUCCGCAUUCCACACUACCUUGUACCUGAUAAGCAUGCACGCUUCUCUCACAGCUCCUUGGAGCAGCUGGGCAAACUUGCCAAUCCAAAAGACCCUAGAGCUAAGAAUGGUUUUUGUGUUUUUAAAGAAGUUUAAAAAAAAUGUUGAAAAAUAUGCAGUAGAGACUAUAUGUGGCCUAAAAUAUUUGCGAAACGGCCUUUUACCAUUACAAAGAAUGGUAAAAGUUUUAUGGGAAAAGUUUGGUGGCUGUGUUACCUUGUGGUCACUGCUACAAAUACCUGAGUGAAUCAACUUGUACAGAGAACAGACAUUUUUUUUGGUUCACAGUUUCUGAGUUUUCAGUCUCUGAUGGGCUGAUCUUGCUGCUUUGGCCCUGUGUGAAGCAGCACAUUGCACAUUAUGGUGGAGCAAAAUCUGUCUGCUGGCUUUAAACCUGGAGCUAAGAGAGAGGAAGAGGAGGGGCCAGGGCCCAAGGACACACCCCCAGAAACCUGCCCCUGGGCCCACCUCUUAAAGGUUCUACUACCUCCCAGUAGUGCCAAAGUAGAAACAAGACUAAGCCUUCAACACACUAUAGCUGUGGCCCUGCAAGAACAGUCUCAUUCAAGAAAGGAAAUAGGCAUUCGUGGACACAAAAAAGAUGGGCAAAAGAAGUAACCAAGUUUCAACCUUAAAAUACUGGCUUAUCCACCAGAAGUUAACUUCGUAUCUUUGCUUUUAGAUUAUUUUUAAGAUCAGUGUCCUACCAAAUGAGGAAAUCUGCCCCAACUCCAAUUUUAAAAAUAGUGCUGUUUAAGGGCGCUCAGUGUUAUAUUGAGAAAACUGCAUCACAGCAAAUUGUAUUCCAGAGAGCCUCAGUAGUGUCUCAGAACUAUGUGUCCCAUGGAAGAGAAGAGGGCCACAUACUUCCUCUAAGUGUUGCAGGGAUGGAUUUGAGGCCAGCAGAGGAGAAGCUUGCUUCAGGCAGAGGAGGGUUCAUCCCAGUUCAGGAUUGGCAAGGAGAGCGGCCAAGUCUAUACUUGCAAUGGAAAGCAAAAGAAAUCAAACUGGGACUUGCUAAAAGCUUUGUCCAAGAAACGGUUUCUGUGAUAAUCUUGGUAGAAAGACUCCCCAGUAAAAGCUUAUGUCCCAUUAGCCAUGUCAUGUGCUCUCCUUUCUAUGCCUCCAGGAGAUGUUCUCACAGGCUUCACAGUCCAUUUAGGGACAUCACAGGAAAAGACACAGUUGUAUUUGCACCAGUUGUUUUUGCGCACACACACACACACACACCCUCCCCCUGAAACUGCUGGCUUUAGGCAGUGCCUACCAGCUCCAGGGGCAAGGGACAAAGAUGCUGCUCAUGGCUUAAGGCCAGUAUUGUCAGGGCUUUGCCUGAUGACCCUCAAGGCUCUUGCCCCUGUCAUCCACACCUCUGCACUCUAGCAUAGCAAAUGCUCGAUGAACAGAUAUUUAAAUUUUAAACUCAGGCCUACAUAGUUUUCCUUAUAAGGAGCAUGUAUCACUUCGCAAGAAACUGAAAAAGGCAAAUGUGUUUUCCAAGCUUUAAAAGAAAAUCUGCUUUAGAAUUGUGUGUGGUCAUGUGCAAUACAGCAAAACUACCUUCGAGUAAAUUAUUUAUUUAUUUCAGUGUUUUGUUUUUUAUGAUAUUGAGUUUCCCUUUCAAAAAUGGAUGAUGUGACCAAACAAGGAGAAUUCUUUGUUCUUUUACCCAAAUCGUAUUUUACAGUUAGGAAUUACAAGAACUAGGGGAACCUCUUUAAAUGUCUUUUGUUUAAGUGAUGGUUUCCAUUCAGAGUGAGAAAGGGUCCUGGGACAGGGUUGUGGUGUCAUAUCACCUUCUGCAUUUGGUCGCCUUGUCGCACUUGCACACGGAAGGGUGCUGAUAAUCAAUAACGUGAAGGUUCACCAGCAGCCCCUAGGUGUGUGCUUGCUUCUUGUGAUUGAAACAGAUUUCUCUCUGAUAUUUGAAUCUUUUUACUUGUUAGAAUGAUUGGUCAAAUUUGAGUCUAAGUUCAGUAAAAUAAAUUAAAUCUGACUACA
Ictidomys tridecemlineatus (thirteen-lined ground squirrel) is the source of this 7073-nucleotide messenger RNA. Lineage: Eukaryota; Metazoa; Chordata; Mammalia; Rodentia; Sciuridae. The record is from RefSeq and is a predicted model, not a curated record.